This is a messenger RNA of Cyprinodon tularosa, 1859 nucleotides long. Its product is annotated as N-lysine methyltransferase SMYD2-like. The transcript has 12 exons. The record is from RefSeq and is a predicted model, not a curated record. Bases 63 to 1364 code for a protein of 433 amino acids. Gene Ontology annotation, molecular function: protein binding. Gene Ontology annotation, cellular component: nucleus. NCBI's taxonomy places the organism in Eukaryota, Metazoa, Chordata, Actinopteri, Cyprinodontiformes, Cyprinodontidae.
GCCACACCCUCCUCAUCCUCCACGAAGUCCAGGCUCACACUGAAACUGGGUUACACAGAGCAAUGACUGGCUUCAUUGAGGGAAUUGAGAAAUUUGACAGUCCUGGAAAGGGACGAGGUCUCCGGGUUACAAGGCCUUUUAAAGUCGGCGAACUCCUGUUUUCCAGCCCGGCGUAUUCUUAUGUCCUGUCAGUCAACGAGAGAGGCAACAGCUGUGAUUUCUGCUUCAACAGGAAAGAAGGUCUGGCAAGAUGUGGGAAGUGCAAAAAAGCUUUCUACUGCAAUGCAAAGUGCCAGAAAGGAGACUGGGCCAUGCACAAACUGGAGUGUUCAGCUAUGAAUGCAUUUGGAGAGAAUUGGUGUCCGUCAGAGACGACCCGCCUGGUGGCUCGCAUCCUCGCCAAGAAGCAGAAAAUGAUGAAAGAGCGAUGUGUUUCAGAGAAGCUGUUACUAAUUGAAGAACUGGAAUCACAUCUAGAGGAUGAAGACAAUGAAAAAAGAGAGAGGACUGAGGCUGAUAUUGCUGGACUCCAUCGAUUUUACCCCAAACACUUGGAGGUGCCUGACAGAAACGACUUGCUUACACUCUUUUCUCAGGUUGCCUGUAAUGGUUUUACAAUAGAAGAUGAUGAACUUUCCCACAUUGGAACCGCAGUGUAUCCAGAUGUGGCGCUUAUAAACCACAGUUGUCUUCCUAGCGUCAUAGUCACGUAUAACUGCACGUCGGCUGAAGUCCGGGCGGUGCAGGACAUGAAGCCUGGAGAUGAAGUUCUCAUAAGCUACAUAGACCUCCUAUAUCCAACUGAUGAUCGAAACAUCAGGCUGAGGGAGUACUAUUACUUCACCUGUGACUGCUUGGAAUGCAAAACCAAGUCUAAAGAUGAGGAAAAGUUGAAAGUUCGUAAGCAGAGAGACCCAUUCGAGCCACAUGUGGUCAACAACAUGAUCCGUUAUGCCAGGAACACAGUCAGGGAAUUCCGGGCCCUUAAGCACAUCAGAACGCCUAGUGAGCUGUUGGAGAUGUGUGAGCAGAGCUUGGAGAAAAUGGGAGCUGUGUUCGAUGACUCCAACGUCUACAUGCUCCACAUGAUGUACCAGGCCAUGGGGGUUUGCAUUUACAUGCAGGAUGCAGAUGGAGCUAUUCGAUAUGGCCAGAAGAUCCUAAAACCUUACAGCAAGCUCUACCCCCCCUACUCGCUGAAUGUUUCCUCUAUGUACCUGAAGAUGGGUAGAAUCUACAUGAUGAUAGAGCGCCACUCUGAGGGCAUCAGGGCUCUCAAGAAGGCCAUGGCUGUGAUGAAGGUGGCCCAUGGAAAGGAUCACCCUUUCCUCAGAGGCCUGCGUAAAGAGAUUGGACAAAAGUGAAGAAAGCUUUGUGACUUUUUUUUAUCCAAACUUUGAAGAGCAGGGAGAUUUGUUUUAAUGUUAAAGAAAGUUACAAAAACAACAAAUUAUGUUUUACACAGUUAUCUAGCUGUAUAGCUGUAUACCACUGUAAAGAUUUGAAGGAGUAAAAGUGUUUUUAUUACACAUAUUGCACUGGAGGAGAAUAGUUUUCAAUGUUAAAACCGUUCAAGUAGUCAGUCUGUUUUGUUAUACAGGACACACUGGCCACAUCUGAAGGGGAGGUAAACAAACCCAAUGUUUGUUAAAUGACAUGCAUUUAGUUUUCUUGCAAAUGAGUUGAGGGUGAAUGCUCUGCUGAUUUAGGGCUUAUAGGGUGUGGAGGAGUAAAAGGGGAUGCCCACCCAGGGGGGCAUUUAUGCAUCAACCUCUAUUGCUUCUUAUGAUAAAACAGUUAAAAAGAAAUAAAUAUGUUUUCUUUUUCAUUUACCGGUAAUAAAAUCUUCAACCAUUUAA